UAAAAUUUCUUUGAGGCUGUCUUAAGCCUUUUUAAUUACUUUUCUUCUUUGGUAAAAUUACUAAAAUUCACGCUGCCACUCUACUAAUCAGUUUUUGGAUCGAAAUUCUUAAAGUCUUUCCUCAUUUUCUUUCUUCAAUUAAAUUUUAAAAAAAUUCAAGCUGCCUUUGCAACUGAAAGUAAACAAGAUGGGCUGGCGCCCAUCGUUGCGUUCGGAUAAUACCACCAAUACGGAUCUUAUGGAGGGUCCAACUCCCCGUCAUUCUUUGCUGUCCGGAAGGUAUAAACAGAGUUUUGCCUACUUAACACUGAGGACCCGCAUGCCGGGAAUAAUGCAGCAGGUUAUCAUGAGGUUGUUGGGUGAUUUACCGGAACUGGUGGAAAAAUACGGGGAGGAUGUGCGCAAGGAUGUCAAGCUGAUAGUGGAUGCGAUCGAACGCUUGAAGAUGGAACUGAACCGGGAUCGGCAAUUCCUGCUCUUCCAUGGCGCCGAACCGGAUAAGGCCGAGUGGAAUGCCUUUUUAACCGAGAUGCCACGCCCAAAAAGGUACUUCUUUCGCGCCUGCUGGCUGCACUCCGAGUGCUACCUGUACCGGCGUAUCUUCUCCUUCUUCGAGAACAGCCGCUUUCUGCACCACUUCGACUACUUUGAUCACUUGAAGCAGGAGGAUCUGAUGAUCAGCGAUGCGGCUAUGAGGGCUUUGGCCAGAGCUACUCGGAAUUUGCCCAAGAGCUAUGAUGUCUUCAGCAAGCUAUUGAGAAUCAAUCUGUGGGGCAAUCACUUCGAAAUGCAGCUGGGUGCCUUUGAGUUCGGAGAGGAGGACAACCAGAACGAUCUGAAUGUCCUCGUUCAGGUGGCCGACAUCGAUAGAAUCCUCCUCGUGAAUGACUCCACACUGAUCUGGAACUGUCUGAUGAAGCCGUCGGCCAAGGGAAACGUUAAUCGCAUAGUGGAUUUUAUAUGUGAUAAUGGGGGGUUUGAGUUCUUCACCGAUAUGGUGUUGCUGGAAUAUAUGGUGGACAAUAAGCUGGCCACCCAGGUUCGGGUGCAUGUCAAGGCAAUUCCUUGGUAUAUAUCCGAUGCAACCCGGGCGGAUGUUGACUGGACUAUCGACUAUCUGAUUCGGAACAAGGAUGAGUAUCUUUCGACGGUGGGGAAGAAGUGGGCACGCCUCAUGAGUUCCGAAAAGAUUGUCAUCGCACCCACAUCAUAUUUUUGGACAGGACCACAUUCCUAUUUCGUGAUGGUCGAGUCGGAUCUGGAGCUCUAUCGCUUGCUAACCACCUCUAGAUUGGCAAUUUUCAAGGGGGAUCUCAACUACCGAAAGCUGAUGGGCGAUUAUAUUUGGGAUUCGGCGGAGGAGUUCAUCACCUGCUUGAGAGGCUUUCGACCUACUAAUAUCUGUGCUUUGCGCACCGUCAAAUGCGAGGUGGUUUGCGGUCUACCCGAGGGCAUGGCCGAUACACUUCUGAGGUCCGAUCACAACUGGAUGAUAUCGGGGAACUAUGGAGUUAUCCAGUACACCGACUCGCUGAAAUGUGGAUGCGCUCUGCCGGGUCAGGAUGGCGCCGAUCGAGAAGAUCAGGGAACGGCACUGGUGGUGCCCGAAUCCCAGAGGUCGACGGUGCUGCUAACUCCCAGCUCUUAAACGAGUGCGAAUUUGUCAGUCGUCGGAAAUCGAAUGGCCUCGUUACACCCACACGGAUUGGGAACCCGAAUCGGUGCUGCUGGUUUGCUGCCAGUGCUGCCAAAAAUCGCCCAAGGAUGCUUUAAGCCCGGCUUUCUGGCCAAUUGUCGGCUGACUAAUGCUGUUGGUUUUAUAGAUGGGGCGCACAUGCGCACCCAUUUGUCCCGACGACUGCCAAUUUGGAAAUGGAAAGUUGCCACAGUGCGAUAAAAUGCCUAAGGCAAGAAUUCAAGGCAGCAAAAAAAAAUAUGAAAAUUAAAGAUGUGCUGAUUAAAUUGAUUGUUUUGCAAGUUCAAAUUUGUCACACGACUACUGAAGGUAAAAGUGGGACUUUGGGACUGCUUUUACAUUU
Drosophila takahashii is the source of this 2039-nucleotide messenger RNA. RefSeq names its product damage-control phosphatase ARMT1. Lineage: Eukaryota; Metazoa; Arthropoda; Insecta; Diptera; Drosophilidae. Gene Ontology annotation, molecular function: phosphatase activity. Gene Ontology annotation, cellular component: nucleus. The record is from RefSeq and is a predicted model, not a curated record. Gene Ontology annotation, biological process: DNA damage response.